Messenger RNA from Fonsecaea multimorphosa CBS 102226, 3096 nucleotides. RefSeq lists its product as uncharacterized. The transcript is spliced from 2 exons. Gene Ontology annotation, biological process: post-transcriptional tethering of RNA polymerase II gene DNA at nuclear periphery; regulation of DNA-templated transcription; protein import into nucleus. The record is from RefSeq and is a predicted model, not a curated record. Gene Ontology annotation, molecular function: structural constituent of nuclear pore. The coding region runs from base 1 to 3096 and encodes 1031 amino acids. NCBI's taxonomy places the organism in Eukaryota, Fungi, Ascomycota, Eurotiomycetes, Chaetothyriales, Herpotrichiellaceae. Gene Ontology annotation, cellular component: nuclear pore; nuclear pore outer ring.
AUGGCCCCUAUCACAAGGUCCUCUGUCCAUGGAAGGCAGUCCCAGGUAAGUCAACAACGCAGCUUCCUGCAAGUGGAAUUUACUGAACCCAAUGGCCAGAUGGACAACCACGGUGCCUUCGAAGAGUCCCAAGUACCUGACGAAGACCAAGAGAUGGACGAUCAAGACGAAGAAGCGUCAGUUCAUGAAGGUGGGACGAACCAAAACAGGUUUCCUUUUAUUCCGGCGAACAUGAUGGACUCUACCGCUGUCGAGACGCAGUCAGAAGCCAACAUGCUGAUCGACACUUUAGGUGCCCCGUCACCAUUCAGAUCUUCUGCACAGGAGAUGCUCCGCCCUCUUCAAGAUACCGCCGAUCGUGUGAGCAGGCAAGUCGAGGAAUUUGCAAAAGCUCUAGACAGAUUUGUGUCUAAUCGACAGCCCACCGACAAUUCUCUGUGGGACGAUGCCAUGGUACUGUUGGAAAAAUACAGCAAGAUUGCGGACAUUCGAAAAUCAAAGACGCCUGCGCAAGAGCCGGUCGAAGAACUGGAAAAGAUACAGCUCGAGUCAGAUUUGUGGAUUUUGGUUAGGAACCUGCUCUACUGCGAAUCUCCUCUCUCCCUCAAUGAUGCACAGAUUGCCCAAGAAUCGAGGUUGGGUGGUCUACACCGCUAUUCCAGCAACGUUGAACUCUGGACUGCGUUCCUUGACUCAGAUGCUGUGGCACAGGAGUACGAAACCAUUCUGGCGUGGUUACAAGAAAGAGCUGCCGCGACAUCACCCCCUAUUGAAGACUGCACGCGCAGUCUUUCUGAGAAAUCGGAACGUGGCGAUGGCAUUUGGAGCGCCGGACCUAUCUUUACACAAACCGCUAUUAAGCAGCAGAAACGAACCCGAGUAUGGUCAAUACCGUUGGAGCCUUCAAAUCCCGGAUUGGACCGAACCCACGUUCGCAAAGUCGACCAAAAACCGCUUGUUGCUCAGCUGGACCCUGACGCCCCAACCAGAGAGUCGGCUGUACUUCAGGAACAGGAUGAAUUCCAUGACCAAGCAGCCUGGCAAACAUACUGGGAAAUGCUCCGAAGGGGAUACACCAAUAGCCAAAUUCAAUCAUGGUUCGCGGAACGGAAAGAAGUCUGGAGAUAUGCAACGCUUUGUGGAUGUGGUCCGCAUGCUGAGCAAAUGGUCAACUCACCCUGGCUGCGUAUUCUGAAUUUUGCCUCAAAUUCCGAAUGGUUCGAGCGCUGUGAGGCACUGGCUCAAAACCCUCUCAUUCAAGAUCAAUUUCAGAAGGCCACCUACGGUGUGCUCUGCGGUGAUGUUGGGGCUUCCAGGUCUGCAAGUAGGUCGAUUGACGACAAUCUGUUCUCCAUUCUCAAUUCCCUCCUUAUCCGGAGAUAUCGAAACUAUCUUCAAGCCUACAGAAAGAGAUUGACGGACACGGCCGCCACUGAGUACCGCCCUCUGCCACCAUCGACCGCCGAGAUCCAGCAAUAUGUCACCCUUGCUCAGUCAAACCCAACUACAAGGGAUGAAUCUUACCAGCCACAUAAGCUAAUGGAACUGGCCAUCGUGUCGAAAGACUUCGACGACUUUUUUGUAAACAUUGGCAGAGCUGCUGCUAGUGUCGCACAUACCACAGGUCAAGGAUCACAUCUCAUGACCAGAAACUCCGACGAGGGAACUGAAGUUGCCAUGUUGAAUGCCCAAGACCAAGACAGUGUCCGCAUGGUUGCGCAUCUUCAGCUGUUGUUCCGGUCUCUGGGGUUGUUGCAAUCUUCGUAUGCCGAACACGAAUACGAACUUGAAAAUAACAUCGCAGCCUAUAUCGGGUUGUUAGAGAACUGGGGCAAGUGGCUUCUGAUCCCUCUUUAUGCGUCCAAGCUAUCCAAGAAGAGAAGCCAUCACGUUCUCGGAGCCAUUUUGAUCAACGUCACAGAUCGCCGCGAGAGAGAUCUGCAAGUAAAGCUGAUGAAGCAAUACAAUAUCAAUGUCUCAGAAGUCACCUACGGGAUUUUCUCUCUCGCCAACUACUCAGAUCUGCAGAAACUUCGAAGGUAUAAACAUGGUCCGAUAACUGCUAGACUCACAGUCCUGGGUGGUUCAGGCAAACUAGCACAACACAAGGUUCGACCUAGCUUGAUGACAGGCGAAGUCACCGAGGCAGAUGAAAAGGCUGUCAGGAGCGUGGAGUGGAUUCGGUAUGUCGAUGCUGAGAACUGGGGUGCAGCUGCCUGGUCUGUUGCAGUACUUUACAAAGUAUUCUUGGUCGAAGGAAGAUUCGUCGCCCUGCGCCAAUUACUUGAUCGUGUUCGUCUCUCGGAUAUGUCACUUGCAGCCUUGGGAAUGAACCUGCAAUUUGCGGACGCAGAUCCACCGGCAGACAAUGUUGAGAGCGAGGUAGAGGAGCUGGAUGAAGCUCCAGUGACUCCCAUGAGCAGUCCGACUAGGAAGAGAAAAGCAGCUAACUCAGACCACCCUUUGACGAGAGCCGGGUCCGAUCGACAAACUUUGGCGUUGAAAUCACUGAUCUGGAAACACCUGGAACAACUUGUGACUGCUGUUGAUGCCUUAGACGUCUUUCAGGAAGCAGCAGAUGGUCUCGAACAGCACCGAAGAAACCCGUCAGCACUGAAAAACUACAAAAGCGCCCUGAAACGCGCUCUUGAGGAGGUCCGGCAGGCUAUGGUACCACUUUUGGACAACGAAUUUCUGUGCCAGCCUCAAGAUGAAAUGGAGGCCGUAGUCCUGAACGAUAUACGCAAUCACUACAUCCCCGAAUGUAUUCUCGCCUACAACAGCGCAUUGUGGUUUGCUGGCCACUUCGCUUCUCGUGCAUGGCUUGUCGAAUGCAUGACCCUGGCCCAAGUGGUCGCGGAGACUCCCAUGCUGACCAACGCCUUUGUGGAAAGCAGAAGAAUGAAGGAACUGGUCCGGGCGUUUGCGGUUGAUAGUCAAGCUCUUCUACAAGCAACAGAACAAGGGGCUUCUGGUGGCGCUGGGGGAAGUGCCAGCCGGACGAAGAAGAUCAAGACGGAUAAAGGAAAUGCGGAUAUCUGGAAGGUGUCGUGGAAGGAACAGACUGAGCCACUGGAUUUGGAGGCAAUGGACUGA